AUGGCUACUACUGGUAUCUACUGGUGUCUUGUAUUGACUGAUCUCUUUUUGCUAUCAUCUGGAGCAGAGUUAGUUCAAACCUCUCCAUCUUAUUAUCCUAUCUGUCCCAAUGAUGAACUAGUACUUACUUGUGUAGCUAGUGGAACUGGUAAUACCUUUUGGAGAAAUGAUAGUACUGGCAUUGCAUCAAUACUAAAUAAUAAUAUAAGAUCAACUGUGCGAGAUGCUAUUACACUCAAUGUCAUUAGUAUUAUGGAUAAUACUGUUACAAGUACUGGUACUUUACAAUCAGAUGCUAUAACAUUACGUCCUCCUAUUGAGCAUUACAUUAUUAAUGUAUACAUUACAACAAUUUGUAUUAAUAGUUGUUCUGUGUACAGUUAUAAUGUAACAGAUACUAAUACUACUAUUACUGGACUAUCUCCUAUUAAUGAAUACUACAUUGUUACUAUCAUACCUGUUAAUGUUAUUGGAUAUGGACCAUCAGUCACUGUUAAUGUCAGUAUAACCACUACUACAUCAAGUAUCACUAACAUUAUGAUUAGUACUACUGAGUAUAUCACAACAAAAGAUAAAAGCUCAGCUAUGACAGCAUUACCAACAAUCACAAUUACAAUAACUGAAACAAUAAUAAGCAGUUACAUUGAGAGUUAUGCUUCAUGUAAUACUACAGGAACUCCACAAUCAACAGAUGUAGGAUUCAUUAGUGUUGCUAUUGCCAUACCUAUCACUGGUCUAUUAACUGGACUCAUUACUGCAAUAAUUACUAGUAUCAUUGUAUGUUUAAUAAUGAAAAAGAGAGGGACUACAAUACAAAAUAAAACUCCGGUAGGAGGAGAAGGAGAAGCAGCAGUUAUUGGUCCAAUAUAUGAUCUACCAACAAUCAAUACUGAACAACAAGAACAAAUUAUUGAUACUAAACUCAACACUGCAUAUGGGCAGACUAAUUUAUAAAAUAAAAAAUCAACAAUCUCUAUAGAUCUAUUUUUUAUAUUCAAUG
This is a messenger RNA of Amphimedon queenslandica, 1000 nucleotides long. RefSeq lists its product as uncharacterized. Bases 1 to 954 code for a protein of 317 amino acids. NCBI's taxonomy places the organism in Eukaryota, Metazoa, Porifera, Demospongiae, Haplosclerida, Niphatidae. The transcript is spliced from 5 exons. The record is from RefSeq and is a predicted model, not a curated record.